AAUUCAAAUAAUUUAAUUGUAUUAUGUAUUUCAAUUAUCUCAAUUGUGAACGUGAAUGAUUGUAGAUAAUAUAUAUACAUUAACCUACAUGGUUCAGGGGCAAUAUUCUAUCACCUUCAUGAUUGAAUAUUUCGAGUUAGCGCAAGGUGCGUUACAUCGUUAAUUGGCUGUUCCCUAUUUUAGGGGACGAGGAAACGGAUUUUAAUCAACAACGAAUGAAUGAAUAACUUCCCUGGCUCUUUUUGGCCUUUCAUUUGGCUUCCAAAUCGAAACCGAUUGUUAUUUUUGGAUUCCUACCACAACACACAUUAUGUAGUUCUCUAUGAUCUAUCGUGAACAAUCUGGACUUAUCAAGACUCGCACACACAAAUAUACAUACAUACAUCAUUUAUUCUGCUCCCUGUCAAUCUAUUUACGCAUUUCUUUCGCCGACAUAUUCGUAUUUGUUAACAUAAAAAUAGAAUUCGGUUUUUUCUACACUAAAAUAUACGUGUAACUGGGAGAGGAUCUAAUUAGCGACAAACGUCCUUGUGGUAAGUAAGAAAUAUAUCUACGUAUAUAUCUACAUGUUUUCUACAAAUUUAUACGGAGUUUUAUGAUAUGCAAGGCAAGAUAUUGAAUCGUAGAACAUUCUACUCACAGACGUUGCUCAGAUUUUGAUUAUUCAUCGAUCGUUAAUUAACAUGGAAGACGUUAAUGACUUAGAUACUUGCGACACAACCUUUUUUAACGACACAGAUUCCGUUACACAAACAGAGAGAGAUGAGAAACUUUUACGUGAUGGAACAUUAAUUAAACAAACAUCACUGGACGGAAAUAUUUCUGAAUAUCGCUGCGAGGUUUGUGGGAAAAUAUUCUGCUCGGAAAAUGAAGUUUUCACCCAUAAAGAAAUACACAAUAGAGAAAAACAGUUUCGUUGUGAUGUAUGUGGGAAAUAUUUUGUCUUUAACAGUCAGUUAACGAGUCACAGAAGAGUCCACACAGGGGAAAAGCCUUUUCAUUGCGAAAUCUGUGGUAAAUCUUUCAUAAGUAAUUCCCACCUUACUGUCCAUAAACGAAGUCAUACUGGAGAAAAACCGUAUAAAUGUGAAAUCUGUGGGAAGUCUUUCUCUGAUAAUUCUAAUCUCGCUGUUCACAAAAGAAUUCAUACCGGGGAAAGACCAUUUCAUUGUGAAACCUGUGGGAAAUCUUUUGGCGAUAAUAGUUAUUUAAUGAACCACAAGAUUAUACACACGGGGGAAAAGCCGUAUCAUUGUGAAAUAUGUGGCAAGUGUUUCGUCAAUAACAGUAAUUUGAAUAGACACAAACGAAUACACAUUGGAGGAAAUGUAUUUCAUUGUAAAAUCUGUGGGAAAUCAUUCUCCGAUAAUUCUAACCUUGUUAUCCACGUACGUAGCCACACUGGCGAAAAACCUUAUCACUGUGAGAUAUGCGACAAAUCUUUUGUCACUCACAGUCUCUUAAAGACACACACAAGGAUACACACGGGUGAAAAGCCAUAUCACUGUGACGUAUGCGGCAAGUCUUUUACCCAGAACUCUAAUCUUGUCAUCCACAAACGUUGUCACACUGGGGAAAAACCGUAUUAUUGCGAAAUCUGUGGAAAGUCCUUCGUUAGCAAGUCUCACCUUAUAGUUCACAGGUGUAGCCACACUGGGGAAAAACCUUUUCACUGUGAAAUUUGUGCGAAAUCAUUUAUCACUAAUGGCCACUUAAAAAAGCACAAGCAAAUACACAAUCGAGGGAAACCUAAUUGUAAAAAAGAACCCCUUCGGUCAUGACUGACCAUGGGAUUUCACCUAGAAAGUUCCCUUCCAAGGCACAAGUCCAGGUAAGGUUGUUUAUGGAAGACCAGCAGUCACCCAUACAUACCAGCUUCCUCUCUCCCUGCCAUCGAUGUUAUCCAAGGGAAAGGCUAAGGGGCCAAUACAGCUUGGCACUGGUGAUGAAGCAAAUCAUUUCUAAUGCUGAGUGAACUGGAGCAACAGGAAAUAAAGAGUCUUGCUCAAGAACACAACACAACACACAGCCCAGACCAAGAAUUGAACUCACUACCUCAUGAUUGUGAAUCAGACGCACUGAGUCAUGCACCUUCACCUAACUGUAAAGCACCAGAAAUCAUCUUAAAGAUCUAAACCCAUUGAUCUACCAAUUACUAUACAUUGGAGAAUGUUUUCCCAUGUUGAAAUAUGCCUGAAAUAAUUCUCUUUGAAUUUUCGUCUUGUCUACAAAUGUACUCUUUGCAAACAUCAGAUGGCCCCUCAACAACACAUAUGACUUUUAUCAAAUGUCCUUGUGCACCUUAAGUUUUUUGUUUUUUUUUCUUGGUUGUGGCCCUGAGAAACCCUUCCAUAACUGAAAGCCUUAUUUGUGAACACAAACAAAAGACAAAAAAACUGUAUUUAUGGCCCUCAUUCAUUUAAGAGAAACCCUUCCACAACUGAAAGCCUUAUUUGUGAACACAAACAAAAAAA
This is a messenger RNA of Octopus sinensis (East Asian common octopus), 2474 nucleotides long. RefSeq names its product zinc finger protein 239-like. The record is from RefSeq and is a predicted model, not a curated record. Gene Ontology annotation, molecular function: RNA polymerase II cis-regulatory region sequence-specific DNA binding; DNA-binding transcription factor activity, RNA polymerase II-specific. Bases 684 to 1781 code for a protein of 365 amino acids. The transcript is spliced from 2 exons. NCBI's taxonomy places the organism in Eukaryota, Metazoa, Mollusca, Cephalopoda, Octopoda, Octopodidae. Gene Ontology annotation, biological process: regulation of DNA-templated transcription.